GUGUUGGAUCUUCUGAAUGGUAAAGAGUAUGAACCAAAGUCUCCACACAAAGCCUUCACCGCUCCUCAAGGUGACCUGGCGAGUCUGGACGUGCAGGUGAAGCAGCAGGUGUGUCACGCGCUGGAGAGUGAAGGAUGCUGGGAAAACCUGGCUCACAGUUUGAGCCUCGGGAUCCUCAACAUGGCCUUCAGGCUGAGCCCCUCCCCCGCCAAAACCCUGCUGGACAGCUACGAGGUGUCAGGUGGGACGGUGCAGGAUCUACUCGCUGGUCUGAGGUCAGUCGGAGAGUGCAGAGCGCUGAGCGUCCUGGAGGAGGCGCUGCGUAACCACGACGACACUCAGCUGACCAAUGAGAGCGGAGGUGAGGUUCAGGUGCAGGAUGUGAAGGCGGAGGUGCAGAUCGACAGCGGGGUGUGUGACAGCGGAGUGGAGCUCUCCACAGCCUGAACAUCCAUCCCAUAAUCACAAACCAUCCACUCAUCAGGAAGCUUUUUAACAAACUAUUUUUUAAUGAAAUGUGUUUUUAAACCUGUUGACAGAAACUCAAGAUGUAUUGAUGGCACUCCAACAACCAAAGAAUGUACAAUAAGAAAAUAUCAGGAUUUGAAUGACUUGAGGAUAUUUAGGAUCAUGUUCAGAGACAGACCGGGGACAUCAGACGGAGGGUUUAGUUUCAGGGGAAAGGUGCUAUAACUAGAGAGAUGAUUGUAAAGACAUGUUUGAAUAUAUAACUCUCACAUGUGUUAAUGUGAAGGGAUGCUGGUGUGAUUCCUCCUCAGCAGACCGGCUGGGAAUGAUCUGUUUAAAGAGUCCCGAGUAAAAAUGUCCAGUUUGAGUUCAAAUGUUGUGCCCACAUUUAUGUUGAGAUUUUAGGAUUAUUCCCUUUUUAGAUAUCACAUUUAUUAUCCCUGAUUAUGGUGACCAGGUGCCAACAAGCCACAUGGGGGGAAGAAGACGUGUAGUGCGUUGCUAAGAGCUACUUUAGAUUUUAAUAUAAUGUCUGUCCAACCCCUAAAAUAAAUGGUGAAUGGACUGUUCUUAUAAAUCUCUUUAUCAGGUGUUCUCGACCCCUCAAAGCUUUACAUUACACACACACACACACACACACACACACACACACACACACACACACACACACACACACACACACACACACACACACACACACACACACACACACACACACACACACACACACACACACACACGACGAACGCACCAGCGACUACACUUUUAAGUAAACACAUGUCUCUGCUGAUUAAUUGACAUCUGAGGCAGCCAAUGGGCAUCGCCCUCUCUUGUUUUAUAAAAAACGUUGGAUAAAAGCGGAUAAAAGCCACGUUUCAGAUGGGCGACUGUCAAUCAAAUGCAGGAUAUCGACUAUUUGUGGGACACCCUAUGUCUGAUAUGAACUGGAGUGUAUCUGUCCGUAUGAAUAGGAGGAAUCAUUACAACACAUAUUCACUUAUAAACAUGUGGAAAUGAAAAUGACUUUAAAACAUUGAAAUCUGUCUUUUAGGUGUAAAGAAAAAAAUGUUUAGUUUUUUUGGCCCAUUUAUUUUCUGUCUGUUUCACCACUGAAUGCUUUGAAACACUUGAUUUGCUAAAACAUGUUUUUUCCAUGUCAGUGUGAUCCUCUGAUAAAAUAAGACUAUUGCAAGGCAUUGUGGGAAAGAAAGUCCAGAGCUGUGAGGAGUUGUAGUCUUUUCUCUAUUUAUAUCUUCACCCAGCACUGUACAGUUCAACACAGGCUUUUCAUUGAUUGUUAUUUUUUAAAUAAAGUUGUUUUUUUAUAUAUACA
Gymnodraco acuticeps is the source of this 1801-nucleotide messenger RNA. Its product is annotated as nuclear factor NF-kappa-B p105 subunit-like. The record is from RefSeq and is a predicted model, not a curated record. Gene Ontology annotation, biological process: signal transduction. Gene Ontology annotation, molecular function: protein binding. Lineage: Eukaryota; Metazoa; Chordata; Actinopteri; Perciformes; Bathydraconidae.